Molecule: messenger RNA, 2048 nt
Organism: Colossoma macropomum (tambaqui)
Lineage: Eukaryota; Metazoa; Chordata; Actinopteri; Characiformes; Serrasalmidae
Gene: cel.2
Product: carboxyl ester lipase, tandem duplicate 2
Exons: 12
Coding region: 93-1742 (549 amino acids)
Biological process (GO): chemical synaptic transmission; neuron cell-cell adhesion; modulation of chemical synaptic transmission
Cellular component (GO): cell surface; postsynaptic specialization membrane; synapse
Molecular function (GO): sterol ester esterase activity; neurexin family protein binding; signaling receptor activity
Source: RefSeq, a predicted model, not a curated record
UGCUGAAAAGAGCAACAUACGCAGGUCUGAGCGUGUAUAUAUACAGCUGAAGGAAAGCUCUUUGGUUUCACAGCUGUUUGUACUGAUUGACAAUGGCUGUGCUGGGAAUUUUGGCGGCUUUGGGACUUUUCCUGGGUGCUGCAAAUGCAGCCACUUUGGGAGUCGUAUACACAGAGGGAGGAAUGGUGGAGGGGAAGAAUAAUGUAGUAGGACUCUUCCGCUACAUGGACGUUUUUAAGGCGAUCCCCUUUGCUGCCCAGCCAGGACGAUUCCAGAAACCUGUCCCUCACCCUGGAUGGACUGGUGUUCUGAAGGCCACAGACUUUGCUAAGAGGUGCCUGCAAUUAGACCUGCUUCAGACUGGAACUCGUGGCAGUGAGGACUGCCUGUACCUCAACAUCUGGGUCCCUCAGGGCCGUUCAGUCUCUACUGGCCUGCCUGUCAUGAUCUUCUUCUAUGGUGGAGCAUUCCUGUGGGGUGGUUCUCAGGGGGCUAACUUUCUAGAUAACUACCUAUACAGCGGUGAGGAGAUCGCGGACAGGGGGAACGUCAUUGUGGUGACGGCGAACUACCGUGUCGGCACCCUUGGAUUCCUCAGCUCAGGAGAUUCAGAAUUACCUGGUAACUACGGUCUAUGGGACCAGCAUGCUGCUAUUGCCUGGGUGAACAGGAACAUCAAGGCUUUUGGAGGAGAUCCUGACAACGUCACCAUCUUUGGAGAGUCUGCUGGCGGAGCCAGUGUGAGCUUCCAGAUGCUGUCCCCCCACAACAAAGGCUUGAUCCACAGAGCUAUAUCCCAAAGCGGUGUUGCUCUGUGUCCAUGGGCUGUUAACAGAAAUCCUAGGGCAUACGCUGAGCAGGUUGCUCAGAGGGUGGGCUGUCCCACUGACCAGACCAUGUUCAGCUGCCUGAAGAUGACUGACGCGGUCGAGCUCACUCUUGCUGGCACUAUUAGCCUGGAUGGCUCUCCAGCAAACCCCAUAGUGAAGAACUUGGCGCUGUCCCCUGUGAUCGAUGGUGAUUUCCUCCCCGAUGACCCCAGCACCCUUUUCAGCAACGCCGCUGACAUCGACUAUCUUGCUGGAAUCAAUGACAUGGAUGGCCACAUAUUCACAGGCGUUGAUGUUCCAUCUGUCAACCAGCCCCUUCAUUCCACCCCUGUGGAAGAUGUGAAGGAGCUCCUGACCUCCUUAACCAGUGAGAAGGGUCGAGAGGCUGCAGCUGCUGCCUUCGAUCAGUACACGGCUAACUGGGGAAGCAACCCUGCCAAAGACGACAUCAAGAAAACUGUGGUGGACAUUGAGACUGACUACAUCUUCCUGGUGCCGACUCAGACGGCCCUGUACCUGCACGCCAAACACGCCAACACGGCUCGUACCUACUCAUACCUAUUCACCGAGCCCAGCCGCAUGCCUGUCUAUCCCAGCUGGGUGGGGGCUGACCAUGCCGAUGACCUGCAGUAUGUGUUCGGAAAGCCCUUCGCUACUCCUCUAGGCUACUUCCCCCGUCACCGCAAAGUCUCCAAAUACAUGAUCGCUUACUGGACCAACUUCGCCAAGACUGGUGACCCCAACACAGGAGAGUCUGACGUGCCCGUAGCCUGGCCCAGGUUCACUGAAGAAGGCCACCAGUUUGUGGACAUCAACCACAGCAUGGGCAAGGACUCUGUCAAGCAGAAAUUGAGGACUCGCUUCGUCUACUUCUGGACCAGCACCUUCGCCAGCUUCCCUAAUGUCAACUAAACCCUUCACAGCUCCAUCCCCAGUUAAUUAGUAGCUGCCAUACACUGUAUACACUGUAACACAGGCUGCGCAUUCUGCUGUGAUUACUGCAUCAAAUUACUUGUCAGACAAUAAAACAGUUCAUCUGUCCAUCAAAGUCAGCGUCUUCAAACUAGUCUUUGGCACCUCUGGCUAGUAUUCAUCUUUGUUUUGCUUGAUUUACUAACACACCUGCACCAUGGAAUCACAUUUAUGCAGUGCUUGAUUACCUGGAUCUGUUGUGUUUGGAGCUGGAAUGAAUAAAAAUGUGAACUGGCUGAGAACCUC